AUGUUGGGAGUAAGCGAUGCGGUCAUUUGCAGAGCUUUCUUCGCUACCUUAGUCGGUAAGGCGGCCGAAUGGUUCAAGGAUUUAGAGCGGGGGUCGAUCAGAAAUUUCGACCAGCUGGCCGAUAAGUUCGUAAAGCGCUUCGCUGCAAGUAAAUCGAGAAAGAAAUCUUACACUUGCCUGAACAAGGUGGCAAUCCAAGCCUUCCUUGCAUCACUGUGUUCUGGGGCGCUCUACUACGACCUCAUAGUUAAUCCCCCCCGAACCUAUGAGAAGGCCAUCACCAGAGCUAAACAUCAUGCAGACGCCACCGAAGCCAACAUGGCAAAGAGACGUGAUGAGCAGCCGGCCAAUCGGGACAGAGGCCAUGAUCAAAGGAAAAAUAAACCACCGUUCAAACACGUCAAACAACACAAUCGACCAGAUGACGUACCACGUUUCACUCCGUUGAACAGACCCCUGGUGGAAGUUUUGCAGUUUGCCGAGCAAUGCAACCUGAUCCACCCGCCGGAGCCGGUACCUGAGGGGGAGGACAAGAGCAAGUAUUGUGCUUUCCACAGAGUCAAGGGACACAAUACUUCGGAGUGCAUGGCCUUCCACAGAGUCAAGGGACACAAUACUUCGGAGUGCAUGGCCUUGCGCAGAGUCAAGGGACACAAUACUUCGGAGUGCAUGGCCUUGCGCAUGCUCAUUGAACAACUCAUUCAGAAUGGAGAGUUGGGGCAAUUUGUGAUGAAGGGGGAUAGAAACAAAGGAAAAACGGAGAUGAAUGUGUGGAAAAGGAAUCCCGAAAAGAACAACAAGGCAUUCGUCCCACCCGGGUCAGCUGACGAGAAGGCGGUCGGAAAAAAACCAGUGAUCCACGUCAUCUACGGGGGCCCUGAAGGAGGUGAUUCUUCGCACCAAAGGAAGUAG
Ipomoea triloba (trilobed morning glory) is the source of this 912-nucleotide messenger RNA. RefSeq lists its product as uncharacterized. The record is from RefSeq and is a predicted model, not a curated record. The transcript is spliced from 2 exons. NCBI's taxonomy places the organism in Eukaryota, Viridiplantae, Streptophyta, Magnoliopsida, Solanales, Convolvulaceae. The coding region runs from base 1 to 912 and encodes 303 amino acids.